This is a messenger RNA of Ruditapes philippinarum (Manila clam), 2348 nucleotides long. RefSeq lists its product as uncharacterized. The transcript is spliced from 2 exons. NCBI's taxonomy places the organism in Eukaryota, Metazoa, Mollusca, Bivalvia, Venerida, Veneridae. The record is from RefSeq and is a predicted model, not a curated record. The coding region runs from base 842 to 2086 and encodes 414 amino acids.
UAAUAACAAGACCAAAUUAAUAAUUACCAUGUCAUCUGGGAUGUACUAUAACGGGAUAUGUUACUCGCGCUUUCUUAUCAGUGCCAAUGUUGGUGUCCAAUUGGAAUCGAUCGAUCGAUAAGCGCCGUGUUUAAACGCCGUAAUCACGGUACAUGCCGGGUUGAUCGGAUAUAUUCCGUGCAUAAAUUUUCCGGUGAUUUUGGGAGGUGGGCAAUCAAAAUAGUAGGAAAAAAAGGUUGUUGGUUUCUUAAAUACUUUUUUCAUUGGAUCAAUUUUAAAAAUUUAUAAAUAUGAAACAGAUACAGAAAAGUAAUUUACCAUAUUUAAUUAUUAUAGAAAAUUUACGUUUUGUAAUUAAAAUACGUUCAGAAAUAACUUAAUCAUUAAAUUUCAAUUAUAGCUUUAAUUACAUGGUUUAUAUUAAUUAUAGAAUAUAAUUAUGUCAAAUGUGUCAAUAAACAUAGAAAUUAUUUUGUAUUGGGACUUAUUAUUUAUGUAAUUAAAGUGUACGGCUGCUAUAAACAUGUUUAUAACAUGUAAUAAUUUUUGGUUUAAUAAAAUGUCUGACCUUUGUUUUAUUCAUGUUUGUUUUCAACAUGGCCUUUGAUAAUCUUUGAUGUUUAAACAUAUUUUUCACAUAUAUUUGUAAUUAUGUUCUUAUUUAGCUUUAAUCUUCAUUUUUGAAUAGAUUGUUUUCUAACUUCACACAAUAAUGCCCUUUUAAAAUAUGCUAUUGAAUGACAGUUUUAAUUAUAAAUUAUAACUCAAAUUUUUCAUAAAAAGAUAACAUUUAAGAUGCAAUGUUCAUAUAUGAAAUUUAUACAUACUGAUACACUGCAAUAUGGCAUAUGGAAAAUCGGAUUUUGUUCUCUUUGAGGAUAUUGAUUUAGAUUUUUUUCUUGGUGAAUUUACAGCUAGUGAAUAUGAAAAUUCUGAGGAUGAGGAUAAGAUAAGUGUAAAAUCUAAAGAUGAUAAAAGAAAAACUUAUGUAUGUGAUCAGUGUGAUAAGUCAUAUAAUUCUGUAUCGGGUAUUAGAGGACAUUUAAGGAAUAAACAUGGAGUUAAGAAUGUUAAAGCUUCAGCUUAUCGCCUUGAUGCAGAAAACAGGAAGACAAAGGUCAAUUCAUUUACAAUGGAUGAAGAACACUUCAGCAAAGUAUUCACAGAAAUAUUUCAUUCAUCACUGAAGAAUGUGUGCAACAACAGAUUUCGAAACCUUAAAUCAUCAGUUUAUGGUAAAGGCAUUGUUUCUAUUGGAUCAUCAUUAAAGGAAAACACUUAUGUACAACAACUUCUUAUUAAAGCUCUUGAUCCACUAUAUUACAAAGUUCUCAGUUCAUCAGCAGACAGUGAUAACAAUGUUAAUGAAGUUUUGUUAAGCAAGUAUUAUGAGUUGUUUCAUGAUGAAUCUUUGAUCAGUAACUUGAUACAAAUUUUGGAGUCUUUGCAAAUUUCUAAUGUGCCACUAAAGCAGUUUGUAGCAACAUUGAACAGACAGUUGAUACAAGAUUUAAUUCAUAAAAGGACUGAAGUUUAUGAAAAAGCAAUCAUUCAAGAUAAAGAAAUAGUUCUUUCUCAUACUGAACAGUCAGUUUUAUUUUACAUAUCUGGCUUCAUGAUUAAAAAAAUUGUAACAAACAAACAGCUUGAGAAAAAUUUAGAUGAUGAAAUGAUUGCAAAGCUAGUAAAAAACGAUAAAGAUUCAGAAAAAACAUUUGUGAACAAAUUCUCUGAAUGGACAGAACAAGUAAAUCGAGGUGGGCUUAAGGUACCCAGUGAUAACUUUUUUCUCUUCAUACGCUCGUGUGAACUCAUUGUCAGGAAAAACAUUGACGAAGAGCAUGUUACGUCUCACAUAUAUACUACAAUUAAAGAAAUCAUCUUGGAAGACCAUAUGGUGAAACAUUAUAGUGAACAGCUGUUCCAAGGAAAUCAGGCUCCUUUUUUAAUUGAGUUUUGUGUUGACUUGUUCCUAAAAGUGCGUGGACAUGCAGCUGCCAAAGUGUUAAAAGAGAAACUGCAAAAAUCAGAUGAGUCAACAAAGUCAAUGCGACAUGUCCUCAAAGACAAAUCAAACAUUAAUUAAGAUAGUCAUGAAUAUUGGGUGUAAGUGAAAUACAUAGACAUACAUGUGUUCAACUCUGAAAAUAUUUCAUAAGAUAAAGAUUUAUACUCUUAAAAUGUUACCAGAAUAACACUACACAUAAAAUGUGUUAAUUUGAUGAUUUAAUCUAUUAAAUGUUCACACUUUUAUUCUAAUUAAACUAUACAAGUUUUGAUUGUGAAUGUUUGUCAAUCAUAAAUGGCUAGAAGCCUGUUGAAAUAAAGAUUUUAUAAAUAAAUUAUAA